AUAAUAUUCAAUCAAAAAAAAAGUAAAUAAAUAAUAAGCUCAAGCAACCCCGUUUUUUUUUACUUAGAGUACUUUUCCCCUUUGUUUAUGCAAAUCUCGUCCUCGAUUUUUCGGAAUUUCGAUCUCCCUAUCAUCAGCAUCUCAGGAUCUCAAUCUCCUCUUUGACUGAUCGGUUAGGGUUUCCCAGCUCCCAGACGAAAUCGCUACUCGCCGACAUCGAACAAGCGAUUACCUAGAUUCACUUCUAGGUUUUGUUGGCGGAUCUAGCCAAGCUCUCCUCCUUCUUCAGCGACGGCGAAGCUUUUCAGCUCCACUCUUCCCUCGCAGCCAUGUUCUGGAAGCUCACGUCUCUCUCUGCAUCUUCUCCUGUGGAGACGAUACUAGACAAAGAUAAUUUCACGUUGGAAGAGCUUCUGGAUGAGGAAGAAAUUAUUCAAGAAUGCAAGGCUUUGAAUAGCCGGCUCAUUAAUUUCCUAAGGGAGAAAACUCAAGUGGAGCAAUUAUUGCGGUACAUUGUUGAAGAACCUCCAAAUGAUGCUGAUAAUAAACGUGCUUUCAAGUUUCCAUUCAUCUCGUCUGAAAUAUUUACAUGUGAAAUUGAUGUUAUUCUAAAAACUUUGGUGGAGGAUGAAGAGCUGAUGGACUUACUGUUUUCCUUUCUGGAACCAAAUCGUCCUCAUGGUGCACUGCUUGCAGGCUACUUCAGCAAGGUUGCCAUUUGCCUUAUGAUCAGAAAGACUGCAGCGCUUAUGAAUUAUGUAAAAGGACAUCAAAAUGUUUUCUGCCAGUUGGUUGAUUUGAUUGGGAUAACAUCCAUCAUGGAGGUUUUGGUUCGCUUGGUCGGGGCUGAUGAUCAUGUCUAUCCCAACUUUCUGGAUGUGAUGCAAUGGUUGGCUGAGAGCAAUCUACUUGAAAUGAUCGUGGACAAACUUAAACCAUCUAGUCCUCCGGAGGUUCAGGCAAAUGCAGCAGAAACAUUAUGUGCAAUUUCACGGAAUGCACCAUCAGCUUUAGCUACACAACUCUCUAGCCCUGGCUUCGUUGCUAGGAUAUUUGGUCAUGCUCUUGAAGACUCACAUUCAAAAUCGGGUCUAGUUCAUUCGCUUUCAGUAUGCACUUCUCUGUUGGAUCCAAGGAAAUCUGCUGCUUCAUCAUCUAUGUUCAAUUCUUAUAGAGGUCAAAAUACGUUCGAGUCUCCUGUCCCAGUGUCCCAGGAGACUAUUAGUGCCAUGCUGCCUAAACUCAGCGACUUGCUUAUGCUUCUCACUGUAGCAUCUGACAGUACAGUAUUGCCUACAACAUAUGGUGAACUGAGGCCUCCUCUUGGAAAGCAUCGUCUAAAGAUUGUGGAGUUCAUUGCAGUUUUGUUGAGAACUGGAAGUGAAGCUGCACAAAAGGAGUUAGUUAGUUCAGGAACAAUUCAAAGAACCCUUGAUCUGUUUUUUGAGUACCCAUACAAUAACGCUCUGCAUCAUCAAGUGGAGAGUAUAAUACUUUCUUGUUUGGAAAACAAGAGUGAUUUGAUGGUUAACCAUAUUCUUCGCGAAUGCAAUCUGAUUGGCAAAUUCCUCGCUUCUGACAGGGAUUCAGAUCUCUCAGGUGGUAGCCAGCCCACUAUAGCCGCCUCUGGGAAAAAACCCCCUCGGGUUGGAUAUGUUGGACAUAUCACAAGAAUAUCAAAUAAAAUUGUUCAGUUGAGUAACAGCAAUGGCCAGAUAAAGGCAUACCUUCAGGAAAACAGUGAAUGGAAUGAGUGGCAAGGUAGUGUUUUGCAGGAGCGCAACACUGUUGAGAAUGUCUACAGAUGGGGAUGCGGGCGCCCAACUACAGUACAAGAUAGGAUAAGAGAUAGCGAUGAGGAAGACAGGGAUUACGAUGUUGCAGCUCUGGCCAAUAAUUUAAGCCAAGCAUUUAGAUACAAAAUGUAUGGAAAUGAUGACAAUGAAGAGGACCACAAUGCUCUUGAUAGAGACGAUGAUGAUGUUUACUUCGACGAUGAAUCUGCUGAAGUAGUAAUUUCAUCUUUAAGGCUAGGGGAUGACCAAGGAAGCUUGUUUACAAAUUCGAAUUGGUUCACAUUCCAAGACGACAGAUUCGGCAGCACACCCAGUGACACAGCAGGUUCCAAUACGAUAGAGGACGUGGAAUUGAACAGAACCUUUAAUGCCAAUACUAGCAGUAGUGAUGACGACGAGGUGGUGGUUGGAGAAGAAGAGGAUGAUCUAACCGGAGUUCCAAAAGACAACGCGAUGAACACAACUGAAACCAGCUUCCAAAUGGAGAGCCCAAUGGGGUUCUUCGACUUCAACACGUCGGAGAAAACUGAAGAAGCUUUUGCCGAACAACCACCCGAAUGGGUCGGGUGGGGCGAACCAUCAUCUGAUAUGCAAACAAGUGGCAACGGUCUGAACCCAUUCAUAGAUGACGAUGAUGAUGACGACAGCAAGACCAUGAUGAACCUCGACAUACCAAUGGUUGAGGUAGAAACUGAAGCCGUGAUUCCGAACGGGUCGUCCCCUACAGAAAGAUCGCUGUUCGAGAAGGACGUGGAGUUUGUUGGAGUGGAAGCAGAAGGGACAGAGAAAGCGAUGGAGCAAGCGAUGAAAGAAGGGAUAGUCGGGGAAGCUGGAGCGAUGAAGAGGAACAUGGAGAUUGUCGAGGACCAAAAGGCGGAGGCAAGUUCGGGAGUGAAGGAGUUCAAUGAUAACAACUACUGGAAAGUUGACCAAGAAGUUGGAGUUUUGGAGUGAAAACAAGUAGCCUGAGAAUUCAGUUUAUCUUGUACAGUGUGAUUUUGUAUGAGAGAGUUUUAUGUAAGAAAAUCUGUUUCUAGUUGAAAUUUGGUGUAAGAGAGUCUCUGUCCCUGUGAAGAAAAAAAAGUUCUAGUUUCUGUUGAAUGUUUUGUUUGUUCUCGAGCGAUGAUGAUAUUUAACUCUUUUGUUUCGUUUGAUGAACAUCAAUGCCGAACUUUAGGGCGGACGGAAGUAUUCUAUAGGGGUUUUUUUCUUCUUUUUUCCAGACAGAUUCACUGAGACUUUACAUGGGAAAAAAAAAUUUCUUUGAAAAAUGAAAGAAUUGAAAGAGCUAAUAAACAAAAAGAAGUAAACAUUGGCUUUCACGUGUCUCAAACACAAAUGUCAGCCAAACAUCUUCUGCAAACAUAUUGCUUGCAAAAUGUGAUACGAACACAGAAUAAAACAACACUAUGUAAUAGACCUAACUUCAACUAAACCCCUAAACUCUCUUCAUCAGAUUUAAAAAAGUCACUAAACCCCUACUUUUAUACCAUUACAGUUUCAGAGACCAAACUCAAAACUGCACUGCCCUCAUGUCUUCAUGCUCCGGAUAUCACCCCGUGAAUCAUGCUGGUGUCAAACUGGCCGUCCUCCUUCCUCCUCAUCUCUAUGAUCUUCCUGUGCGAGUUUGAAUGCACAGAUGGGAUGAAGGUGGGGCUUGAGGCUGGCCUGUAUUCUGGAACUAGACGGCCAGAUCUGAACCGGACCCCGCAAGCGUUGCAGAGUGUCUUUGGUCCACUGGGUCCUUCCCUCCACUGCGGAGUCUUGGUUGUCUCACAAUGAGUGCAUUUCCGGACUAUCCCGUCACAGUUACUCGCCUCUGGAUUGUAAGACACCGUGUGGCUGCUCGGGAGAAUCCUGCGUUUCUUCUUGGCAGCAUGUUGCUCACAAGUCUCGGAUCCUGAUUCGCCCGGAGGGAACUUCUCGGGCAUACUGGGUUCAAACGGGUAAAGGUAUCUAGAUCUCAGUGUUGUACGGCGCUUGCGCUUGCUCCUCAUGCCUUUCACAGAAAAAUCCGCCAACCUCUGGGAUCUGGAGUUCUGGGGCGAGAAAGAACCGUCACUGCUCUCAAGAACUGACACUGGGCUUGAAGACUGAAAUAGCUUUGAGACUUUGAUAUCAGGAGGCGAUGAAGAUUGGUGGAGAUCUCUGUUAACGCCAGACAAGGCUUCAGAAGAACUGGACUCACAAUGAUGGGUACGGUCUUCUGAACCCCGACGCGGCCUCCCUUGCUAAUGCAACAAGAGGCGAGCUCAGAGGCAAAACUCGGGAACAUAUCCAUGGGAGGAGGCUCGAGGUCUUGAAAUUUGGCAUCCCAAUCUCCCUCGCCGUUGCUGGCAUCGAUGUCUUCUAGCGGAAGACCGAAGUGAUUGAUGAGAUCAUCAAAGAAAUCAUCCGAGAGACCUUUCAAGUCCUCCUCAGGUAACCAAUUCAUGCUACCUACUGCUGGAAAAAAAUCAUACCCGAGAGGGAGAGAGAGAGUCGUACGAUACGAAAUUGGGGAAUUAGGGAUUUGCAGGUUCAAAUUUGGGGGAGAGAGAAAGAGAGAGAGAGGGAAGGAGGGAGAAAAGGUGGAUGGAGUUUUCAAUGUCUCUCGUCGGUUUCUUCCCUUUUAGAUUAUAAGAAAAAAUAAUGAAAAAUGGAAAACAUGGAAACUGCUUUUCACCUCAACAUUUCUUAACUUUAAAGAAAAUCCGUCAUCAAUUUUUUUUUCUUUUUGGGAGGAACAGACCGAAAACUAAGAAAGAAAAUAUGUAUCAACGCGUCUUUACUAAAACAUUGUGUAACUCAAUAAAUACGAUUUUUCUUGUUUUUAUUGGUUCUGUUCAAAUCAAUAAAUACAUUAACCGAAGCAAUAUAUUAACUGAAUGUAAAUUCAAUUCAAACGUUGCGCAAUAAAGAAAGACCCAAUUUUCUGGUGCAGAUAAAAAUGUAACAGAGCCUCUUUUCCAGUAAAUAAAGAUAUUUACACGAAUAUUCUACGGAUAUUUGAAUUAACAUAUAGUAUAGGGUAAGUAACUGAAAAUAUUAGUCAAAUAUUGAUC
Molecule: messenger RNA, 4840 nt
Organism: Thlaspi arvense
Lineage: Eukaryota; Viridiplantae; Streptophyta; Magnoliopsida; Brassicales; Brassicaceae
Source: the annotation of a GenBank genome assembly